CCCUUUUGCCAUUUGGAACAAGAGUUAAGAGACUGAGAUGAGGCAGAAUUUCUUGCUAUUUUAUGUUGCGUAAUGAGAAUGGAUCGAUAUUGCUAUGUUCUAAGCUUCGGUUGGUAUUAGAGACUCAAAUCAGGAAGAAUGUUUUGUUAUUGUGUUUGCGGUUGCGAUAUCUUUAGACCAUAGAAAUGGGCUGCCUCAAUCAUUGAAUCGUACUCUUUAGCCAAAUUCGUUAAAAAUGCUAUAUCGUGGGUUUCCAACCUUGAUGCUUGCUUGCCCGUUGGAGCUUUGAUUUUUCAGAAAUAAAUUAACUGCAGAAUAUGCUGCCAGUUUUGGGCCAUGUAUCUUUUUGUCAUAUCAACAGAGAAGCUAAUGAGAUAGCGGACUCUUUAGCCGAAUUCGGAUCAAGUAUGGAGGGUAGAUGGAUCAGUUGGGAUGAGCCAUUGUAGCGUUGGUUUUGGUGCUUUAUUUGAUACUAAAAACUGCUUGCGGCUAGGAGUUUUUCUGGUGUGCCUUAAAUCGACAAUAAUAGUAUCAGUGCUGCAGUUUUGUUUUGUGAAUGUUUGAUUGAUUUUGCCUGGCUUUGGUGUCGUUGAGCUUGUUGAUUUGCCGCAUAAUCGGCGGGUGAUUCUCUUUAUUUUUGCGACUUAUUAUGUGCUUUGUUUACAGAGGUGUGCGUUAAAGAGUUACCAAUAAGCCUUGUUUCUUUUCGAUUUAGAAUUGAAUACUGUGUUAAGUAGAGAUGUCAUCUGUGUUUGUUGUUUGCGAAAUGGUGUUGGCUCGGAUUGAGGCAUUCGGAAUAAGGGGCGGAUGGUGGAGUGCACCUUGCUUGGAGUGGAGUUCUAUUGUUGGUAAAAGACAAUAUGGAAGUGUGUUUGGCAUGCGGUUCUUUGGUUGUGUUUGGUCUCUAUUGUCAUCACAGCUGGAGGAAAUGUUUCUGGCUUAAAGGGAAGUAUAAUUUGAUUUGAUUGGGUCUUCAGUAGCAGAAUGUUGGAAUGUGUUGCCGCUGCCUGGAAUGAUAUGGAUUCUGUGAUGCUGCAUGUUUGAGGUCUCUUAAGGGGUCUUCCUGAAGGCUUUGGUCCAUGUGACUGAAUCAUCUUUGUGGAGCUUGAUUUUGUUUCCUUUCUGUAGUUUAUCUUAGGUGUUCUAAACUUUGUUUAGUUUAGACCUCUCUGUUUGUGAUGUUGUGUUGUGGUGUAUUAUGGUUAGAUUUGAUGGUAGUAGUAGUGUGUUUUCCAUCUGAGUGAUGUGCAUUGGCAGUAGAGUGCCAUCACAUAUCAUUGCACUGAGAUGUUGUAUGGUAUAAUUUUCUUAGUCCAGCUUUCGAACAGAUGAUUUGGUGGGGUCUCUGCAACCCUUCAUAGAAGAGCACAAUUUCUGGAAAGACUUGGGAUAGCUUGGUGAUUAUCAAGUCAGCAAAUUUCCGAAAAAAUAAACUGUUGUGUGCGAACGACGGGUUCAAGCUCCGUUGCUCGGUUGAUAGAGAGAUGGAUGUGAGAACUUCUGCUUUGAUGGAUGAUGAAGUUGCUGACUGCUUAAAUGAAGAGGAGCUAUGGGAGCCUAGCAUUUCAACAAUGGUGAUGAAUUUCGAGUAUAAGUUUGAUCCUUAUGGUGCAGUUAGUAUGCCGCUUUACCAGACUGCUACUUUUAAGCAGCCUUCUGCAAUAGAAAAUGGUCCCUAUGAUUAUACCAGGAGUGGAAAUCCUACUAGAGAAAGUUUAGAAAGCCUUCUUGCAGAACUUGAUAAAGCGGAUAGAGCCUUUUGCUUCACCAGUGGAAUGGCUGCUUUAAGCACUGUGGUUCACCUUCUUAAAAGCGGUGACGAAAUUCUUGCCGGUGAUGAUCUUUAUGGUGGAGCAGAUAGGUUGCUGUCUCAAGUAGUUCCCAGGAGUGGCGUUUUGGUGAAACGGGUAAAUACAUGUGAUUUAAAUGAGGUCGCAUCUGCUCUUGGACCCAGGACUAAGCUUGUAUGGCUGGAGAGUCCAACCAAUCCCCGGAUACAAAUUUCUGAUAUUCGAAGAAUAGCAGAGAUGGCUCAUGCACAUGGUGCUCUUGUGUUGGUGGACAAUAGUAUAAUGUCACCUGUAUUAUCCCAACCAUUGGAACUUGGAGCAGAUAUUGUCAUGCACUCAGCUACCAAGUUUAUUUCUGGACAUAGUGAUAUUAUGGCUGGUGUGCUUGCUGUGAAAGGUGAAAGGUUGGCAAAAGAAAUAUAUUUCUUACAAAAUGCGGAGGGUUCAGGCUUAGCUCCAAAUGACUGUUGGCUAUGUUAUCGAGGAAUCAAGACAAUGCCCCUUCGAGUUGAGAAGCAACAGGAGAACGCACAGAAGAUUGCUCAGUUUCUUGCUUCCCAUCCGCGAGUGAAGAAAGUAAACUAUGCUGGUUUGCCUGGUCACCCUGGAAGAGAUUUACAUUAUUCUCAGGCGAAAGGUGCAGGAUCUGUGUUUAGCUUUUUGACAGGUUCACUUGCCCUAUCAAAGCAUAUUGUUGAAACCACCAAAUACUUUAGCAUAACCGUUAGUUUUGGGAGUGUAAAAUCCCUAAUCAGCCUGCCUAGCUUUAUGUCACAUGCUAGCAUACCUGCUGCAGUCCGCGAGACCAGAGGUUUAACAGAAGAUCUUGUUCGUAUAUCUGUUGGUAUUGAGGAUGUGAAUGAUCUGAUUGCUGAUCUAGACAAUGCACUUAGAACUGGACCUCUGUAAUUUCAUUUUAAGUAUCGACCUGUGAGCAAUGGGAUGAACUAUUUGCUUGUUUUAAAUGACGAAAAGUAUUUAUCUGUUAUGAUGAAAAAUAUUUAUUUGUCACAUUUAAAAGUCACCGAAUCUGUAUCCUCUGUAGUAUUGAGAUGUAGUUUGAUUCUUAUGUCUUAACCAAAGCUCUGAACGUUGAUUUUUUUCAGAAACACUUUCUGUAUCAAAUUCCAUUUAGGUAGUCAA
This is a messenger RNA of Medicago truncatula (barrel medic), 2933 nucleotides long. RefSeq names its product cystathionine beta-lyase, chloroplastic. The record is from RefSeq and is a predicted model, not a curated record. The transcript has 13 exons. Lineage: Eukaryota; Viridiplantae; Streptophyta; Magnoliopsida; Fabales; Fabaceae. Gene Ontology annotation, molecular function: cysteine-S-conjugate beta-lyase activity; pyridoxal phosphate binding. Gene Ontology annotation, cellular component: cytoplasm. Gene Ontology annotation, biological process: transsulfuration; 'de novo' L-methionine biosynthetic process. The coding region runs from base 1485 to 2699 and encodes 404 amino acids.